Molecule: messenger RNA, 1084 nt
Organism: Brachypodium distachyon (stiff brome)
Lineage: Eukaryota; Viridiplantae; Streptophyta; Magnoliopsida; Poales; Poaceae
Exons: 6
Coding region: 16-906 (296 amino acids)
Molecular function (GO): protein binding
Source: RefSeq, a predicted model, not a curated record
AAAGCUGAGCCGUCGAUGUCUUGCUCCUCUUUUCUUCCUCCUCCACCCGACCCGGACGGCCUCUGUCCGUCCGCCCGUUCCUCUCCGGGGUCCAGAGGCUCGGGCGGCGAGGCUCCUCCUCCCGGUCCAGUUAUUGAUGUUCUUGAUAGUUGGUCGGACGUUUCGUUCGCUCGGUUGGUUCCAUGCAACAUGUGCUCUCCACUUCAUCAUGGGGCUAGCCUUAUGACAGACAGAAGUGAUGGACCAAUUGGUAGUCUCCCUGAACAUCUCCUUGUAGAAAUAUUCACUCGGUUACCAAUCUGUGAGUGGGUUCAAAUAUCAUGUGUCAGCAAGCAUUGGGCAAGCUUAUUUCAAGGAGAAUACUUGUGGCAAACCGCUAUUGCAAGGAACUGGCCAUCAGUUGGUUUCCGAAAACGCUGGCCUGGACCAAUUCCCAGAGGUUCUGCUAGGAGGAGAUUCCAAGCAUUGUAUGUCUGCGAGAACCUUGUACCAUCUGGCGGGGAGAUCGAUGAGCUUGUUGGUCACACUUAUCUCUAUUUGAAACAACAGCUUGAGCGCCUUGCUGUUCCUCCUUCGAGCAUACUUCAUGGCACCAUCAUUGAUCAGUUCAUUGCUUGUGGUAGGACAGGAGAAAAGGCCCAUGAACUUGCUUCCAAGAUCUGGCUUGCAGUGAUUGACAACUUGGAGGAAAACCAGCAAACUUUCAUGCUGUUAAAACACCUUGCGCAAGAAGGAGAAUUUUUCCUUCCAUUCCCGUAUUCAAGAUCAUAUAAAGUACUAUGGAGGGUAUUUGACAAGCUGUUCACCGACUUCCCUGACUGCUUCAGCCGGGCAGAUUACCAUGAUGCUCUAACUAGUGCAAAGUCUAGGUUUCAGGCAGUACCUUCUUCAUGGCUUGGAUAUUAGCACACAGUUGUUGUUCUUGUUGUUGUGUACUGUGUACAGUAUUAAAGUAGAUGCUAUACAUCCCAAAGUGAAAAUCUGGAUGCCAAAGGGUGGCAGUUCCAAUGGAUGACCUGUAUGUAUUGUUUGAUUGCAAAAGUCCAUGUUCUUGUAAGUUCUUAAAAAUUGUUCAUUUCCCUAA